AUGGGAACCCUGUUUAGCAGUUUCUGGUCACUGUUUGUCCCUUCCCGUAAUUACAAGUUGGUGAUUUUAGGCCUCAACAAUGCUGGUAAGACAUCUAUUCUGUAUCACCUGCAGCUCGGGCACGCCAUCACGACACAACCGACGCUUGGAGGGAACAUGGAACAGCUGAGUGUGGCACAUGGCCCAAACAACAACACGAUUCAGUUUACCUGCUGGGAUCUAGGUGGGCAGGAGCAACUGCGUGACUCGUGGGCUCUCUAUUAUGAACAGACCGACGCAGUAAUAUUUGUUGUGGACGCCGCUGACGUUAGUCGCUUUGCCGUCGCAAGGAAAGUGCUGCAGGGGCUCCUAAACAACGAGCCGUGUCUCCGAAAAGCAGUGCUGUUAGUUCUGGCGAACAAGCAGGAUUUGCGGGGUGCUGUGAGCCCGGUGGAAAUGAUUGAGGCGCUGGGUUUGGGAGCAGUAAGGGACCACACGUGGACUUUGAUGGGGUGCAGUGCGGCGACUGGUGCCUCACUGAGGGAGGCGAUGGCGUGGGUAGCGCAGAAGGUAACGGAUCAGGCGGUAGCCGCAGCCUGA
Molecule: messenger RNA, 579 nt
Organism: Trypanosoma cruzi
Lineage: Eukaryota; Euglenozoa; Kinetoplastea; Trypanosomatida; Trypanosomatidae
Product: ADP-ribosylation factor, putative
Exons: 1
Coding region: 1-579 (192 amino acids)
Biological process (GO): intracellular protein transport; vesicle-mediated transport
Cellular component (GO): Golgi apparatus; cytoplasm
Molecular function (GO): GTP binding; GTPase activity
Source: RefSeq, a predicted model, not a curated record